Messenger RNA from Microdochium trichocladiopsis, 1652 nucleotides. RefSeq names its product major facilitator superfamily domain-containing protein. The record is from RefSeq and is a predicted model, not a curated record. Bases 1 to 1467 code for a protein of 488 amino acids. Gene Ontology annotation, biological process: transmembrane transport. Gene Ontology annotation, cellular component: membrane. Gene Ontology annotation, molecular function: transmembrane transporter activity. Lineage: Eukaryota; Fungi; Ascomycota; Sordariomycetes; Xylariales; Microdochiaceae. The transcript is spliced from 7 exons.
AUGGCGAUGCAUACUCCAGCCAAGAUCGAAGGAGGUCUCGAGCACGUCGAAAAGUCUGAGAAGACCCAAACCGGCGAGACGGCGAUCGAUUUGGCGGCGGAGAAGCAGCUGCUCCGGAAAUGCGACUGGCACCUAAUCCCGCCCCUGGUGGCCAUCUACUUUCUUUCGUUUAUGGACCGCACAAAUAUUGGCAACGCGAGAAUCCAGGGCAUGACGGCCGACUUGAACAUGCAAGGAGCUGAUUACAAUAUUGCUCUCUUCGUGUUCUUCAUCCCCUACAUCAUCUUCGAAGUACCGUCGAACUUGGUCAUCAAACGAAUCUCUCCAUCACUGUGGCUAAGCUCAAUCACGGUCUUGUGGGGCAUCUCAACUAUCGGCAUGGGCUUCGUUAACAGCAACGGUGGUCUCAUUGCGUGCAGGCUCCUGCUUGGCUUCUUUGAAGCUGGCAUCGUGCCCGGCUGUAUCUACCUAAUCUCAAUGUACUAUCAGCGUUACGAGGUACAGUGGCGCAUGAGUCUCUUCUUCUGCGCCGCUAUCCUCGCCGGUGCCUUCUCCGGCCUCCUCGCUUAUGCCAUUGGUAACAUGCAUGGCGUCGGCGGAUAUUCGUCAUGGCGUUGGAUCUUUAUCCUCGAGGGACUUCUUACCGUUGUCAUCGGCAUCGUCUGCAGGUGGUGGAUUCCUGACUGGCCGGAGACGGCCGGGUUCCUCAGCGACAGUGAGAGGGCUAUGCUCAUUUCUCGGCUGGCUGCCGACUCUGGAGACGCGAAGAUGGACCACCUGGACAAACGUGCCGCUCGCCGCGUCGCUAAAGACUGGAAGAUCUACCUUGGCACAAUUGCAUACAUGGGCAUCGUCAACAACGGCUAUGCUGGAUCCUUCUUUAUCCCGACCAUCCUGAACCAGAUGGGCUUCAAGGCGGCCGACGCCCAGAUCCGCACCAUCCCCGUCUAUGUCGUCGCGACGGUUCUCUGUCUUGGCUCGGCGUGGCUCGCCGACCGGCUUCGCCACCGCUUCGCCUUCACUCUGCUUGGUAUUGCAGUGGCUACUGUAGGCUACAUUCUGCUCCUGUGCCAGAACUCGCUGUCCGUCGGCGUGCGAUACUUUGCCCUCUUCCUGAUUGUCGGCGGUGGCUACAUCACCCAGCCCGUCGUCCUCGGAUGGCUGUCCAACACAAUGUCUGGCCACUACAAGCGGUCGAUCUCCGCCGCCGUCCAGGUCGGCGUCGGCAACGUCGGCGGGUUCGUCGCCUCCAACGUCUUCUUCGACAGGGAGGCCCCGCGCUACGUCACUGGGUACUCCGUCAGCCUGGGCAUGAUUGCCAUUUGCGCAAUCGCCUGCACCGCCUUGUACGUUUUGCUCUCAAUGGAGAACAAGAAGCGGGAUCGUGGCGAGAGAGACCACAGGCUCCAGGAGCCGGAUGCACACAACCUCGGCGACGACCACCCUGACUGGCGUUACACUACUUAAGGCGGUUGGUAGGAAUGGUAGAUUUCCAACUUGCUCGUGUGGCCGAUCUCUACGUGAGAGGCCACACCAUCUUUAGUUAUAGCAACAGUCCGCCAGCAGAGAAAAUGCGCUUCCGGGCAGGAGCUCAGAUGUACACUAGAAUGAUACCUCCUUCUAGUUGACACAAUUUACGGAACACCAAGAGC